Molecule: messenger RNA, 2388 nt
Organism: Homarus americanus (American lobster)
Lineage: Eukaryota; Metazoa; Arthropoda; Malacostraca; Decapoda; Nephropidae
Product: lipase 3-like
Exons: 11
Biological process (GO): lipid metabolic process
Source: RefSeq, a predicted model, not a curated record
AUGUUCCGAUUAUAGGAUCGCGGAUACCCAGUCGAGGUCCACCAAGUUACCACUGAUGACGGCUACAUCCUGGAGAUGCACCGCAUACCACACGGGCGUCCCUACACCCGCCCACAUUCCCGCACACGUCCACACUCCCGCACCCGCCCACACUCCCGCACCCGCACACACUCCCGCACCCGCCCACAUUCCCGCACCCGCCCACACUCCCACUCAUAUGAAGACGACCACCCCUACACCCAGCAACGUCUUCCCACACCCACACCCUUCCACAAGCCCACACACCCAGAAAGGACUACACCCUCCCCACAAGGCCACACCCUCCCCACAAACCUUAUACCUCUCCCACAAGCUUCCACACCUGCCCACAAGGCCCCACCUCCCACAAAUCUACACCUUCCACAAGCCCACACACCAAAAAAGAACAACACCCUCCCACAAGGUCACACCCUCCAACAAACUUAUACCCUCCCACAAGCCUACACCCGCCCACAAGGCCCCACCCUCCCACAACGCCACACCAGCCCACAAGCCUACACCCUCCCACAACGCCACACCCGCCCACAAGCCUACACCAGCCCACAAGUCCUCUCCCACCCAGAAGCCAACGGACUCACAAAGGCCGAAAUCCUCCUACACGCCCGGAUUCCUUCGGACGCCUACGCCGACUCGUACACGCACUCAGAUCGUGACUAUAGAUCCAAGGAUGAGUUGGCGCUCUUUGUAAACGUCCCCUCUGUAGUAAGAAGAAACAGACGCAGCAGUAGUGGCAGUCGCAAGGUGGCGGUACUGAUGCAUGGUCUUCUUGGCUCCAGCGCCGACUACAUCAUGAAUGAUCCUGACGAAGCAUUAGCGUUCUUGCUGGCGGACGCUGGCUAUGAUGUUUGGCUCGGAAAUAUCAGAGGAAAUUUCUAUGCUCGACGCCACGUUCGACUCUCUCCCAACGACCCAAAAUUUUGGGAUUUCACGUGGACCGAGGCAGCACGCUAUGACAUACCGGCUAUGCUCAAAUACGUGCGUCAGGAAACCGGCGCGGAGCAGGUCAGCUACGUCUGUCACUCCAUGGGGUGUGGGGUGUUCCUCGCCAUGAUGGACUACCACCCGGAAAUCAACUAUUGGGUACGGGUGGUGGCAGCUUUGGCCCCUGCCGCUUAUGUUAAGGGCAAACCGACCCCUUGGAGCCUCUUGGGCUCGUUCGCCUACGUUAUUGAUGAAACUUUCACCCGUUUAGGGAAACUGGAGUUCAAUCCCUUGGACUCCACGACUGUACGUGCGGGAUCGACUGUAUGUGCACCAGAGUCCUUUAUCAAUUUCAUGUGUCUGGCGGCGCAUUACGUGAAUUUCGGCCCAACCUCUAAAAAUGUUGAUCCAAAUUACCUGCCAGUGAUCCACGCCCACGUGCCAGCAGGCACAAGCAUACACAUGUUUACUCAUCUCCUGCAGCUGUACCACUCCGGCAAGUUCCGGGCCUUCGACUACGGACAACAGAGGAACUUGGCGGAGUAUGGCACGACGUCGCCGCCGCCGUUUAACCUCAGCAGCGUCAAAGUUCCUGUCGGUGUCUUUUGGAGUGAUGACGACUGGAUAGUCGAGCACACGGCGCUGAGACAGACAGUGGCGGAGUUGCCCAAUGUGGUCCUUGACUAUGAAGUACCAGAAAGACUCUUCAACCACGUCGACUUCAUCUGGUCUGAGGAUGCACAUGAACAUGUCUACCCCACCAUAAUGAAACUCCUCUACGACUACAACUGAAGGAAGAGCCCCGGACACACCCUUUUUGGACACCUUCACCUCCAAAAACUUUACCGAGAAAUAUAAUGAACAAGUACAAAUUUACGUAUAAAGUACAGAUAGUCUGUCGUCCCUACGUGAUUUUUUUUCCCUACAGUUAUGACAUGUGGGAUGGGGAACACAGAGACUGGGAUGGAUGAAUAGUAUUAUAAAUUUACUUGCCAGAGACAUAAAUACUAAACGGGAGAACUGGCUGAUGGUGAAAGUUGCCGAGCUAGAGACCCUGCCAGUACAGAAAGCAACUAGAAGUAUCUUUCUCGGAUUAAGAGCGGUGAGGUGAUGGCAACAUCUAUCGGCCAAUGCACCAAGCUCGACCACAUUAGUAUACAGACUGUGUGUGUGUACAGUAGCCGGUUAUCUCGCUAACAGUUAACUGAGAGCUGGUUCUUCCUCUAUAGUAAGUAAAAAAUAUACCACAAAAAAGAUUCCAUUUCUUUCUUUCUCUAUGCUUUACAUAAAAAUUAUCUAUAUUAUGUAUAGCAAUGUACUGUAUACAUUUGUAAUGAACUAUUAUGUCUUUUACUGUAAAUAAAAUGUUCAGUUAAUUCAUCGUAAACCUUCCUAACGUACCAGGAAAUCACUGGUACAAUUUCUUCA